AGGAUAUGAGCCCCGGCGGCAGGGGGGAUGGGAAACCUCGGGCGACCGCCCACCGCCUCAAAGCUGCGACCCGACUGCCCCGCCCACUGCUGCCUCCAGAGCCGGGUGCCACCCACUCCGGAGACUGAAGGGUCGCUCGACCCAGACGUCCGGGAUUUCUGUACCGCGUCUUGAGAGACCUCGAAGUCCAGACCCCCGCGUCCGGGCUAAAGGACCCUCAGGUGGCCAGCGCCCCCUCCUGGAGGUGGCAGGAGUCCGGCACAUCAGCCCCGGUGGGACCCUGGAGGCCGAGCGUCUCGAACCCCGGUCUGAAGAACUCAGGAUCUAGAACUGUAAUUCGCUCAAGCGGUUCCCAGAAAUCCGAGUGCAAGAGACCUUCGAGUUGGAAGAACUUAGGGUUCGGACCUCUAGCCCCCCAACAAGUCUGUUUGGGGCUGCAGCGUCCCCCAUUUCAAGGGGACCCAGGAGUUUGGGACCCCGUGCGCUCCCGCUUCGAGGUGGCUGCUGUGUCACUCAGCCAUGCCUGAAGGGGCCCGGGGACUCAGCUUGUCCAGACCCAGCCUCGGGUGUGGCCACAGAGGCGAAGCCUGCGACUGCCCAGCGGUGUGUGAGACUCGGACAGCCCCUGCCAUGGCCUCCCCGCGAGGUUCUGGGAGCUCCACCUCCCUGAGCACAGUGGGCUCUGAAGGGGACCCAGCCCCAGGGCCCACCCCAGUCUGCUCAGCCUCCAGGCCAGAGCCCCUGCCGGGGCCCCCUAUCCGCCUGCAUCUGUCACCUGUGGGGAUCCCGGGUUCAGCAAAACCCUCAAGGCUGGAGCGUGUGGCCCGAGAGAUCGUGGAGACUGAGCGGGCCUACGUCCGGGACCUCCGCAGCAUCGUGGAGGACUACCUAGGCCCUCUGCUGGACGGCAGCGGCCUGGGGCUGAGCAUGGAGCAGGUGGGCACGCUGUUUGCCAACAUCGAGGAUAUCUACGAGUUCAGCAGUGAGCUCUUAGAGGACCUGGAGAGCAGCAGCAGUGCGGGGGGAAUCGCCGAGUGCUUUGUGCAGAGGAGCGAGGAUUUUGACAUCUACACUUUAUACUGCAUGAACUAUCCCAGCUCCCUGGCCCUGCUCCGGGAGCUGUCGCUGUCCCCGCCAGCAGCCCUGUGGCUGCAGGAGCGCCAGACCCAGCUUCAUCACUCACUGCCCCUGCAGAGCUUCCUGCUGAAACCGGUUCAGCGCAUCCUCAAGUACCAUCUGCUGCUGCAGGAACUAGGCAAGCACUGGGCAGAAGGCCCGGGUGCUGGAGGCCGUGAGAUGGUGGAGGAAGCCAUUGUGUCUAUGACAGCAGUCGCCUGGUACAUCAAUGACAUGAAGCGCAAGCAGGAGCACGCGGCACGCCUCCAGGAGGUACAGCGGCGGCUAGGAGGUUGGACCGGCCCAGAGCUCAGUGCUUUUGGGGAGCUGGUGCUGGAAGGUGCUUUCCGAGGUGGCGGAGGGGGCGGCCCCCGGCUUCGAGGCGGGGAACGGCUGCUCUUCCUGUUCUCUCGGAUGCUGCUUGUGGCCAAGCGCCGGGGGCCCGAAUACACAUACAAGGGCCACAUCUUUUGCUGCAACCUGAGUGUGAGCGAGAGCCCUCGAGACCCUCUAGGGUUCAAGGUGUCCGACCUGACCAUUCCCAAGCACAGGCACCUGCUUCAGGCCAAGAACCAAGAAGAAAAAAGGCUGUGGAUUCACUGUCUCCAGCGCCUCUUCUUCGAGAACCACCCCGCCUCCAUCCCAGCUAAGGCAAAACAAGUCCUCCUUGAAAACAGCCUGCACUGUGCUCCGAAAAGUAAGCCUAUCUCAGAGCCCCCAACACCCCCGCUCGGGUCUCCCCUACCUCAAGAUACUAAAACUUUCACCCCUGGCCGGAGAAACACAGCGCCAUCUCCGGGACCCCUGAGCAGCCGCCGUGGCCGCAGGCAGUCUGAGCCGGUGAAGGACUCUUUUGUCGAGUUUCCACAGAAUGCUAAGCCUAUAUUCAAGCAUGCUGGCAGUGAAGGGGAGCUCUAUGCCCCCUCAGAAUCACAGCCACCAGUGUCAGUUCCUGCAUCCGCUGAAGACCUGGAGGAUGCUGGGCCCCCCACACUGGACCCCUCUGGAACCUCCAUCACUGAAGAAAUCCUGGAACUGCUGAAUCAGAGAGGCCUUCGGGAUCUGGGGCCAGCCACCAAUGACAUUCCCAAGUUCCCUGGAGAUUCCCAGGUGCCAGCCGACAGCGAAACCCUCACAUUCCAAGCCCUGCCCAGCCGAGACUCUUCAGAAGAGGAGGAGGAGGAAGAGCUGGAGCCGGAUGAACGGGAGCCUUCCCCACUCCACGUCUUAGAGGGGCUUGAGAGUUCCAGUGCAGUUGAAAUUCCCGACAUUCCCAGCCUUGCCAAGAUUCCUGACGUACCCGACCUCCCUGAAAUUCCCGAAGUUCCCCACCAUCCCAGUCUCUCUGACAUUCCCAGUGUUUUUGAAAUGCCCCGCCUUCCAGCCAUGCCUGACGUCCCCGAUAUUCCCAGUCUUUCUGAUUCUCCUGCCCUGCCCGGUGACUCCUGGUUCCCCGGGCCUCUGCAGGAGCCGGCUGAGGCACUGACCACCAGGAGAGAACUGUUCCCAGGAAGCAGUCCUGGAAAACCGGGAGAGCCUACUUCAGGAAGCAGGGUCGGGCAGGCUGAGGAGGAAGAAGGGGUAGUGUUCCCAGAUUUCCAGCCUCAGGCUAUUGCCCAAACUCAGGGAUUCCCAGGUGAGCUGGAAUUCCGCUCUUGCUCCGAAAUCCGGAGUGCCUGGCAGGCAUUGGAUCAGGGGCAGCUGGCCCGGGCCCGGCCAGGCUUCCCAGAGCCACUGCUGAUCCUGGAGGACUCGGAUCUGGGUGGAAGCAGUGGGAGUGGGAAGGCAGGAGCCCGGCAUUCGGAGCGGGCAGCAUCCCGUGUGCGAGAACUGGCCCGGCUCUACAGUGAGCGGAUCCAGCAGAUGCAGCGGGCCGAGACGUGGGCAUCGGCCAAUGCCCCCCGCCGCAGGCCACGGGUCCUGGCCCAGCCCCAGACAACCCCCUGCCCGCCCCAGGAACAGGCCGAGCCUGGGCCCUUUCCCGCCUUUGGACACGUGUUGGUAUGUGAGUUGGCCUUCCCGCUGACCUGUGCCCAGCAGUCUGUCCGCCUGGGCCCUGCUGCCCGUAUUCAAGCUGCCACACCCUUGACUAAACAGAGAGGCCACCUGGGUGGCCAGAGUCUAAAUGCUUCAGAUUUGCCUGAGCAAGACCAACUGGACAUCCACAUUCCGGCUCCUCCAGCCUUGCCUGAGCAAGGAGCGCUCCACGGUGUCCCGACCCCAGCCACGUCACCCAGGCAAGGAGGCCCUGCAGACACCCAGCUUCCAUCGGUUUCAACUUUGCCUGAUCAAAGCCACCUGGAGAUCGGAGUUCCAGCUGCCACUCCUGUGCCUGAGCCUAGAAGUGACGUGGAUAUACAGGUUUCAUCCACGAGCUGCUCUUCUGGUCAAGGGUGCCAUGUGGACAUCCAAAUUCCAACCACUCCAGCCGUGUCCAAGCAGGGAAGUUGUCCUGAGAUCAUAGUUUUAGCCACCACUCCUUUCGCCAAGGAAGAAGGCCACCUAGAUAGCCAGAACCCAACCAACAUCCCAGGGGCUGGAGAGGGAGGUCCCAGGGGUGAUCAGUGCCCCGCCACUGUCUGCGGCCAAGCCAUCAGCCCUUUGUUGAGGCCUGGAAGUAGCCUGGACCAUCACCUCCCACCCAGCAACCCUCUGCCCUUGUCACAUGACCUCCCGGAUAUUCCUGUUCCGGGUGCCUUGCCCCUGCCUGAACACGGAGGGAACCUGGACAGUCAAAUUGCAGCGAGCUCACCUCUGUCUUUAUCUGAGAACCUCCUGGACGUUCAGGUUCCAGCUGCCACCCCUUUGCCUCAGCCCCAAGGCCUCACGGACAUUCAAGCCCAAGCCCUGCCUUCUUUGCCCAAGCAGGGCGACCCCCCAGCCAUCCAGGGCCCCACUGCCACAGCAUCGCCUCAGGAGCAUGGCCUUGGAGACACACAGGCCGCCAAACUCACACCUGUGUUCAGGCAGCAAGAACUCCCCAACAUGUGCAUUCCAGCCACCACUUUACCUGAGCAAGACAGGUCCCAGGACAUUCAAAGCCUGGUGCCCACCCCAGUCCAGACCACUGGGGCUUUAUCCAAAGCAGGAGGCUCCUCAGGCUCUCUUGUUGCCAGGUCAGAGUCUACAGACUUGACCCCACCCCACAGCCCCCCGCCCCCUACCCGUCAGCUCCUGGGCCCCAGUGCGGCUGCCCUCUCAAGAUACCUGGCAGCCUCAUACAUCAGCCAGAGCCUGGCUCGCAGACAGGGGCCUGGGGGAGAGGGCCCCCCAGCCUCCCGGGGCCCCUGGUCCUCUGCACCCACAUCUCGAGCACCUUCACCCCCGCCCCAGCCCCAGCCCCCACCGCCCCCGGCCAGGCGGCUCAGCUACGCCACCACGGUCAGCAUUCAAGUGGGAGGGGGGGGGCGGCUUCGGCCAGCCAAGGCUCAGGUCAGGUUGAACCACCCUGCUCUCUUAGCCCCCACCCAGGAGCCUAUGGGCCUUCACAGAGCCCAGGGAGCUCCUGAUGCCCUUUCCCACAUGUGAUGCAAGAUGUCAGGCUUCCCAAAAAGCAGUGACUUCAGCCAGUGCCACACACUCCCAGAAUUUCACCCAGAAAUCCUGACAUGGGUCUAGAAGUGGGUGCAGCUUUGUAGCCCCUUGGACCUGUUUUCACACAUGGCCCUUUUUGCUUUGAUCAACAGGGAUGAGGAAGGGAUGUCAUUAAUAUUUCGUUAACAUGGAACUGUGUGUUUUCCCCUUCUGAAUGUGUAUGGGGGGUUUGACAAGAUGUGAUGACUGGGAAGA
Messenger RNA from Chinchilla lanigera (long-tailed chinchilla), 4905 nucleotides. RefSeq names its product pleckstrin homology domain containing, family G (with RhoGef domain) member 2 (gene Plekhg2). NCBI's taxonomy places the organism in Eukaryota, Metazoa, Chordata, Mammalia, Rodentia, Chinchillidae. Gene Ontology annotation, molecular function: guanyl-nucleotide exchange factor activity. The record is from RefSeq and is a predicted model, not a curated record.